AUGUCUUCAUCAUCGUCUAAUGAAAUUGUUGGUCGUUGUCUUUGUGGUGAAAUCAAAAUAAAAAUGACUCAUGAAUGUUUAACCGAUAAAUCAUAUCAAAUCGUAUUAUGUCAUUGUACAAAUUGUCAUCGUGCUGGAGGUGGAUUGGCAUCAUUAGAUUUAAUAUUACCUGAAGAUAAAGUUAAUCUAUUAGAUAAUAAAUCAUUAUUAAAAAAAUAUAAUGAUACAAAUACAAAAUCAAAAAGUCUAACCGAACGUUAUUUUUGUAGUCAAUGUGGUAGUCCUGUCUAUUCAAAAAAUCCGGAAACUCAACCAAAGAAAAUUAUUAUUAAAUAA
Messenger RNA from Rotaria sordida, 336 nucleotides. The record is from the annotation of a GenBank genome assembly. Lineage: Eukaryota; Metazoa; Rotifera; Eurotatoria; Philodinida; Philodinidae.